UCCGACGGGAUGCUUUUCACUCUCAGCCCGCCGCACCGCUCCUCUGACUAACUUCUGUGCAGAUGGCUCGACUUAAUGUGGAAGAAAGUAAAGCUACCGGACGAUGUUUGGAAGAGUGGCGCUGUUAAAGAGGAGAUCCUACGAUGAAAACGUGGACUCUGGAGCUGAAACUGCCGAGUGAGUAUAACUGUUUAUCGGCAUUAGCUAAUGUGGCUAACGUUAGCUAUUCAACUUUUUUGUAGGCACAAUGGAAAUUAACGUUCACCAGGAGAAUACAUCUUGAAUGGGCUAACUAAUUAAAGUAGAAGCAACUAUGUGUUAUCCCUAUUUGCACUUAAUUAUGGGUGUUUAAAGCUGUUUAAUUAUUUAAGGUGUUUUCUCAUAAAUUGACUUUUAUGUUAGCUCACAACAUAUACUGUGUUGUCAUGGUGACCAAGGGGCACGUUUCCAAGCCAACCACCACAAGAUGGAGACAGAUUUUGAUCUGAACUCCAGACUAAAAAAAGUGUUUAAGAAUGAACGUAAUCACUCGUGUGUUUUUAUUUUGUGUCUCAGAUCUGACUGCAGCAUGAUGUCAUCCUCUGACAUUGAGCUUGUGACCAGUCGGGACAGGCAGCAGCGGCAGCCUCAGAUCCUGCCGAUGAACUUGCAUCUGCUGGCCAACCCCGGGGACUCCCUGCUGCUGCAGCACAGCCUGGACCGCCUGCUCCGCUGGCUCUGCCCCAGCCUCCGCAUCUUCCAUGUGUCCGAGAGGGCCUCCCCAUUCAGGAGCUACACACACCUCUGUCCUGUGGCAGGCUACCCUUCUGUGGCCAUCACCUUCUUCCUCCAUGAGGCCUACGGAGAGGAGCGGAUCCUCAAAGUGCUGGACUUCUUCCAGCACCCGCCCUGGCAGUACCACCACACUGAGACAUGCGGCAGCCAGACCGGGGGGAUCCACAUCAGCUCCAACAGCUCGUCCUCCAAUGCCAUGCAUUGCAUGCCAUGCAUGCCCUACCUCCUGCCCAGCAGAGACUUCUACAGUUUGGGGGCAGGCAUGCCUGUGUGGGGGGUGCGCCCAGUCCACUGUGGAGGAGAGAUACUUCGUGUGACACUCUACAGUGGAUACGACAACUACGAGGACGCCGUGCGGCUCUAUGAGACGGUGCUGCAGCGGCAGGCGGAGGAGCAGAAGACCGGCUUCUGCUGGUUCACGCUCCACACAGAGCCGGGGCUGUGCAUGCAGCUGGCGUUAAAACAGCUGUCCCCAGGGGUCCAGGUGGAGCCCUGCAGCUCUGCCGUGCUGCAGUUUAGUGUGGAGGAAAUAGGCCAGCUAGUCCCUCUGCUGCCCAACCCCUGCACCCCCAUCAGCGGCUCCCGCUGGCAGACAGAGGACCUGGAUGGAAACAAAGUUCUCUUCCAGGUGAAAACCCCGGCUCAGCCUCAGCGACCUCUGACCUGUGCUUUCCCCCUGACCUGCCCCAGCGUGCCCCCCCGAGCGGUGCAGCUCAGGAGCCCGGCCCAGGGCCCCAGCCUGUCGCCCUGCAGCCUCACAACGCCCCGGCACACACACAGGCAGGCAGGCCUCAGACCGCGCAGUGACCCCGCCCUGGAGAAGCUUUAUGGAGGGGGGGUAGCAGAGAGCCAGGGGUCAGGGAGCUGCUGCAGCACCCCUCCAGGCAGCUCCUGUUACUCCUCCCAGCGCAGCAGCCCUGCACCCCCCUCCACCCCCCAUCACCCCGACUCCCCCCUGCGCUCCUCCAUCACCCAUCACCCUGACUCCCCCCUGUGUCCCUCCAUCACCCAUCAUCCCAACUCCCCCCUGCGCCCCUCCACCCCCCAUCAUCCCAACUCCCCCCUGCGCCCCUCCAUCACCCAUCACCCCGACUCCCCCCUGCGCCCCUCCAUCACCCUCUCUCUGUCCCAUCUCCUCCUGGAAGAGGAUGAGGAGGAGCCAGAGACCAACGUAGACACCGGAGUCUCACUGCUCUCAGACUCGGCAGUCAAAAUACUCACUCGCUCUUCCUCCGUGGAGCUGUUGAUGACUCCUCACCCUGAGAGACCUGCAGCUGUGGGGGCUUCAGCUGUCCAUGGUCUGGCCAAGGAGCUGAUUGAGUGUCUGCCACGGACACACAAACACCCUCAGGUCUCCUCCGGGACUUGGGGCUCCGCGGGAUGUACGCACGCAGCCAGGAAGGCCUGUAGCAGCAGGACUGUGACGGCAAGACAAAGCCCCCCCAGAGGACCCUUCAUAGAGAGCAGGACUACUGCUGAGCUGCUGUCAGCACACACACACAAGACGGAUGAUGAGUUCUUCAUCUGAAUCCCUGCUACUACACCUCAAGUCUUGAAAUAGAUUAUAAUCAUACAAUAUUGUAGAUUUAUUUGUGUGGAUUGUUCAAAGCCUAGCAGAGUGAUAUUUGCGGGUAUUAAUAUCCUCAAUGUCUUUUAUAUUUAGAUCUAACUAAUGAUUUGUGCAGCUAAAAUGGAGCCCUGUAACAAACCCUGGAGGAAAUGCUCUUUACAAAAUGUUCCUGUCAGGGUGCGAAUGCCAGUGUCUGUCUCAAAUUGCCUUUUGAAUAAUGCUGAUCUCAGCAGUCUUCCGUGUCGCUGUUGAUCGUGAUGAGAGAUCUGAUUCAGUGUGAGUGCUCUCCACAGCGCUGCAGGUCUAACACAGUACAAGUA
Messenger RNA from Gymnodraco acuticeps, 2664 nucleotides. RefSeq names its product protein FAM124B. The transcript is spliced from 6 exons. The record is from RefSeq and is a predicted model, not a curated record. Lineage: Eukaryota; Metazoa; Chordata; Actinopteri; Perciformes; Bathydraconidae. Gene Ontology annotation, cellular component: nucleoplasm. The coding region runs from base 467 to 2302 and encodes 611 amino acids.